This is a messenger RNA of Strongyloides ratti, 639 nucleotides long. Its product is annotated as 5-formyltetrahydrofolate cyclo-ligase family and 5-formyltetrahydrofolate cyclo-ligase-like domain-containing protein. Gene Ontology annotation, cellular component: mitochondrion. Lineage: Eukaryota; Metazoa; Nematoda; Chromadorea; Rhabditida; Strongyloididae. The transcript is spliced from 2 exons. The record is from RefSeq and is a predicted model, not a curated record. Gene Ontology annotation, biological process: folic acid-containing compound biosynthetic process; tetrahydrofolate interconversion. Bases 1 to 639 code for a protein of 212 amino acids. Gene Ontology annotation, molecular function: 5-formyltetrahydrofolate cyclo-ligase activity.
AUGGCUGUUAGAAAUUUAAAAUCAAAACUAAGAAAAGAGAUUCAAUUAAUACUUAAAAAUAUUGAUCAAAAUAUUAUUAUGGAAGAGACAGAAAAUGUUAUUAACCAGAUUAUAAAUGAUCCAAUUUUUAAAAAUUCUAAAACAAUAUCAAUUUUUGUUUCAACGGCUGGUGAGAUAAUGACUGAUAGGUUGAUUAGGCAUUCAUUAGAAAAUAAAAAAAAGGUAUUUAUACCAUAUUUUGAGAGGAAUUCAGAAAAAAUGGAAAUGUUAUUUUUACCAUCAAUAGAUAUUUUUAAUGAGUUACCAAAAAAUUUUUAUGGUAUCCGUCAAUACAAUAAAGAAAUUAUAGAUAAAAUUUCUUCUAAUCUUUUUAAUAAUGAAAAAGUUAAUGAUAUAUCUUAUAAAACUUAUGGUCCAUUAGAUUUAUUAAUUUGUCCACUUGUUGCUGCUUCAAGAGAUGGCUGUAGAUUAGGACAUGGUAAAGGAUAUUAUGAUAAAUUUUUACAAGAACAUUUAAAUAUAUUUUCAAAAAUUCCUAUUACAUAUGGAUUAGCAUUAAAUUGUCAGGUAAAAGAAAAUAAUGAAAUUCCAAUGGAUAGUAAUGAUUACAAGUUAGAUAAAAUUUUUUAUAGUUGUUAA